AUGAACGAACAACAUAAUAAUAGACGCUGUUUGGUCUGUAAGAGUACUAGAUGGAUUAAUGAUAGCUUGGGUGGGUAUGUAUGUGAAAGAGGACAUAAAGCCGAUAUAGUCAACCUUGCUGAGGAGGAGGUGCAGCAUGUUAAAGGACGCAAAAAACGCAAAGCUUUACGUACAUCUUCACGUCGUAAUGAUGAAAGUAGUCAAGCCUUCUCAGGAGAGAAAGCGUAUUAUUGUUUUCUUUCAGCAUACCAACUUGUCCUGAGAGCAUUCAUUCACUCUAUGAUACACGAUUUGGGCUGCCCGUUAGAAUAUGAAUCUGUAAUGCAACAGCUCUGGCUGUUAUAUAUCAAUAAACUACCUAAACUUACUGCUCCCCGCGAAUGGGUCAGGGAACUGGAAUCACCCGCUGCCGAUUCAGAUAACGAAAACGUCGAUUAUGCCGAGAUGGUUGAAGACAUUGCGUUCAGGAGUGAAUUAGAGGAACGAAUACCAACAUAUGAUAUUCAAAGUACAAAUGAGGCCGAAGAUGAGGAGUACAACGAUGAAACUGACGUGGAGAACGAGCAGAUUCUCUCAACAAGCAGAAUCACGAGUCCUGCGAUGCUGUAUCUGUUGGUUCUAUGCUAUUAUGGUGUAUUAUGGAUGCGUCUUCCCAUUUUAUUUAUAGACAUUCACAGAGCGGCCAACAAUGGCGUGAUACCUUAUUUUAAUGCACGCGCUAUACUGCCUACCGCACUAAAAAACCGUCUUGCCGGCUACAUAAGAAAUGGAUUUAAUCAUGAUUUAAUGCCAGUGGAAUUAUGCUUACGAGUCGUACGAAAGUUUGCAGAAUUCUACAAGAGCAACUAUGGAAUAACAUUCCCCGAGAUCAAUACGCCGCCUUUAAUGUAUCGAUAUAUAAGAGACUUGAUGUUACCUCCUGAAUUAUAUGUUGUUGUCAGAGAGAUAGCGAACGUAACGCAGACGUCUUUUACAAUAAAUCAUGCUAAGGGUACGCCAAUGCCAUGGGAAAUAUUGAUGGCAUUUGUCAUAAUAGCUGCAAAAAUGCUAUAUGGAUUAGAUGGCAAAGAAAGAGUUUUUAAUCAAAACGAUCAAUUCGUCAUUUACAUGCCAUCAAAGCAAGACUGGCUAAAAACUCUGAGCGAAAGGCGAGCCGACAUCUUUAACCAGAAUUUACCAUUCAAUUGGAGGCAAUGGCAAUCGUUCUCUGAGCAUAAUCCAGACAAGUAUGUUGACAUAUGCUCGUCCAAUGUAGUUGGUAAUAAACAGCGAACGCGCCGCAGGUUCCGAUAUAAACAGAACAAUGCAGAUGCGAUUGCCGCCUUCUUUACUCAACAAGAACGACCAAUGAGCGCGUCCACAUCCACAUCUGCGUCCAGUUCAACUUCUCUUCUAAUUGAGCGUAUUCAGAAAUUGUUUCAAUCUGUGAAUAUCGAGUCAGCGGCACUUAAAAUGCGUAACAGCCAAUCCGAAGAUCCGUCUACAUCUUGCAAUCAGCCGUCUAUAGGUCAAGAAUAUACCAUGUAUAGAGACAGAGAGGCGAACCCGUUUCUUACGGCGCCGUCUGAAGAAUAUAAUAGUGAUUAUGAAAAUGUGCUUGGAUUUGCCGCCAAUUAUCUUGGAAUAACCAGUAGUCGGAUGCAGCGAAUAGUGUUUGCGCAAGAAGUAAAACUAAAUGAAAUAAUCUACGAAACAGCAAUCUAG
Messenger RNA from Paraglomus occultum, 1704 nucleotides. The record is from the annotation of a GenBank genome assembly. Lineage: Eukaryota; Fungi; Glomeromycota; Glomeromycetes; Paraglomerales; Paraglomeraceae.